ACUGUUCCAGCUGCAUACAAAUUUCCGGUAAAUUUUAUGCUAUCGAGAACGUUAAAAAACUCGCACUAAGCACACAGAUGCUCAGUAUCUAGUUUCUCCAGUUCGAGUCAUCUUUAUUAUAUGGUGUAACGGACGUGACGUCAGCUGUCAUGCCCUGCCGCCAGCCAAGCCGCCAAGCCAUAUUAACACGCCCCCUUCCGCCACAGCCACCGCCACCGCCGCCAGCCAAAGCCAACGAAGGGGGGAUAGUGUUAAUAAAACAAGCCGUGCCAGCCAUUUCUACCUACUUUUCUGCAUUCUUGCACAAAUAAAAGAACUUGUCGUUACGCUGCUGGUUUUUAUUGUCACAUCAUUUGCAACAAUCAGAAGUGGCAUAAAGAAAUGAAACAACGUCAUAUACACGCUCAGAUCUCUCGGUCUUCUGACAAGUUUGAAGAAGAUGAAGCUCCUAUUCCACUGGCGAGGAAGGUGUUGAAAAAUUGCUUCAGAAGGAGGUCCACAAGGCGAUACUUGAGCUACAGGAUGAAGAACCUGGAACAAUCAAAUCAAAGGGACUUCGACGUCGUCGGACCAAGAGCGCCUGCCGCCCUGUCCUUCCAUCAUUCUGGUUCACGUGGAGGGAAACUAGAAGAGCAGCAACGCGGUUACUCCACUGCGGCACUACGAGCUUCACGGCGCUUCAUGAGAUUCACGGCUACGAGCUUCCUUCUCCCUGCCUGCGACGCUGCUGCGCGACGAAGACGGCUACAUCAAAGUCAUCAACAUGGGCUCGGAGACCAUCAUGUGGCCGCCGGGCGAGAUCCUGCCGAGGGCCAACAGCUGCGAGGAGCCACAGCCAAACAGCCAGGAUGGCCGAAUGUAACGGACGUGACGUCAGCUGUCAUGCCCUGCCGCCAGCCAAGCCGCCAAGCCAUAUUAACACGCCCCCUUCCGCCACAGCCACCGCCACCGCCGCCAGCCAAAGCCAACGAAGGGGGGAUAGUGUUAAUAAAACAAGCCGUGCCAGCCAUUUCUACCUACUUUUCUGCAUUCUUGCACAAAUAAAAGAACUUGUCGUUA
Messenger RNA from Bombyx mori (domestic silkworm), 1059 nucleotides. RefSeq lists its product as uncharacterized. The transcript has 2 exons. The record is from RefSeq and is a predicted model, not a curated record. Lineage: Eukaryota; Metazoa; Arthropoda; Insecta; Lepidoptera; Bombycidae. The coding region runs from base 382 to 1044 and encodes 220 amino acids.